AUGCGUGUCUCACACAUCUUGCAUGCCUUGCCUUUGGCUUGCGGUGUGCUCGCUAUUCGCCGUCGCGACGAUGCCGAUUCGAUUGUCGCUACCAAGCAAUUCAUUAUCGAAGUCGAAAAGGGUACCGAUGUAGACGCCCUCUCUGCCAAGCUCUCAUCUAAUCGAGGGGCGAAGAUCGUGAAGACGUUCAAGUCAGAUGUCUUUACUGGUCUGACCAUCGAAUCAGAGACAGACAACAUCGACAGUCUGCAGCUAGACGCGGGAAUUUCCAAGGCUUGGACUGCGAACCAGAUUUGGCUUUCCCCGUAUGAACCGGUUGCUCAGUUUGAUAGCGAUAUCGCGGCCCUCAAUUACUCACAGCAUAAACACACUGGUGUUGACAAGGCACAUGAAGCUGGUAUCUUCGGAAAAGGUGCCAGGGUUGCUGUUAUCGACACUGGUGCUGACUACAAUCAUCCUGCCCUUGGGGGUGGUUUCGGUCCUGGAUUCAAAGCCGCUGGUGGAUGGGACUUUGUUGGCGACGAAGGAUGGCCUUCGCUUGGGGCCGUGAAGAAACCUGAUAAUGACCCGAUGGACUCUAAACAUCAUGGCACCCAUGUUGCUGGUAUUAUCGCUGGAAAAAGCGAGUGGUUCACCGGAGUGGCUCCCGAAGCAGAGCUUUACCUUUACAAAGUCUUUUCGCAACUUGGUAGUACUGAUGAUGCGACUCUGAUCGACGCUCUCAUCAGAGCGUACGAAGAAGGGGCCGAUGUGAUUACUGCUAGUAUUGGCGGCGCUGGUGGCUUCUCCGGUGGUCCCUGGGCGACGGUUGCAUCUCGAAUUGCAGAGCAGGGAGUGGUUGUCACCAUUUCUGCAGCUAACAGUGGCGUUGAAGGGCCCAUUUACGGGAGCAGUGGAGCAGCGGGCAAAGAGGUGCUUGCUAUUGCGUCCGGCGAGGCGGGCACUUGGCCCGGCAUGCCUUUUGAGUUGACCUUCAACCUGGGCGAUCAGAGCAAUACUACGCUGUCGGGAUAUCUCAGCAACUAUAACCCAUGGACCAUCAAGGAUUGGUCCAUCUUACCCCUCUCUUUCGACACGUCGGACCCUGCACAAGCUUGCAAAGAUGUUCCCGAAAACACUCCCGAUCUCUCUGACAAGAUUGUGCUGGUGCGUCGAGGAGGAUGUGAUCUCCUGGAAAAGGAGUCUGCUCUUAUGCCGUACAAUGCCACCUACGUCAUGUUUUAUAACAAUGAAGAGGCGACCCAGGAUCCUUUGAGCUGGUUGAGCAAGCCAAAGUCUCUCGUAGACGCUAAGGUCGGGGAGGCGAUCAUCGAGACUAUCAAGGCCGGCGGCAACGUCACUGCAGAUUUCAGCAAGUUCACCGAUCCUGACUACUAUGUCGGUAUGCACAACUCAGUCGGACUUUACCCCAACCAGUUUACCUCCUGGGGAGGUCUUUACAACUUGGAGUUGAAACCCGAUGUUGCCGCUCCUGGGGGUCGCAUCCUAAGCCCUGUCCCAGGAAACAGAUGGGCCGUCCUCUCUGGAACAUCAAUGUCGUGCCCGUAUGUCGCUGGUAUUGCGGCGUUGUAUAUCGGAAAGUAUGGCGGCCGCAAAGUUCACGGUCGCGGCUUUGGCAAGAUGCUCAACCGUCGCAUCAUCUCUAGUGGUGCGAGUAUGCCCUGGUCAAUCGCCGACAGCAACAAGCCACUGGACACCGGUUUCUGGGCCCCAACUAUCCAAGUCGGCUCAGGUAUAGUCAAUGCGUGGAAGGUUCUGAGCUACAAGACUGGCCUUACUUUUGACAAGUUUGCACUGAACGACACGGAGCACUUCAACAAAGUACAAACGGUCGAGAUCGCUAAUAAUGCGGACGUUGAGGUAGAGUACCACUUUGCCCUUCAGCCGGCAGCUGGAAUCGAAGCCAAGACCCCGUCGACGCCCUUUUUGAAUGUUCUUGCCGACCUCAAGCCUUUAAAGAUGGUCCCUUCUGUUGAGCUUCCUUCUGGCACCUUCAAGUUGAAGCCGGGCGAGGCUAGAAAAGCAGAGUUCAUCUUCGACUAUCCACAAGGUCUGGACCAGACGCGACAACCACUCUUCAGUGGAAAGAUUCUUAUCUCAUCGAGUCUGGGUGAAGAGCUCGCUGUUCCUUACUUUGGCGCAGCUUUUAGCCUCAAUGAGCAAUACGAUACACUGCUGGAACCUGGCACGGUGUCCAUGCACUCGGGCACUCCUUCUCUAGAUGUUGACCAGAAACCAAACGUAACGUUCGACCUUGGUAGAUAUGUUCAUGACUACUUUCGUGUCUAUGCAACUUUCAGAUACGGAUGCAGCGAGCUUCGCUGGGACAUUUUUGAACCUGGUUUCGAGGAGAGCCAAUGGAAAUACCCCCCGGUCGUCGGCAAAGACGGCUAUGUGGGCUCGGCUACCAACUUCAUCUAUGCCGAUUCACUCGGCUACUAUAGCGAGGACAUCCAUACUCCAGAUGAUGUCGUGCCGUUUCCCAUUCAUGUCGUAACUCGCAACACCAAGACCAGUUUCCCUCGGCAUACAUACAUAUGGCUGGGCAAGCUUGCAAAUGAUUCCAACAUUGCACCUGGACAAUACCAAAUGCGCUUUGCAGCGCUCAAGCCUUUCGGCGUUCCCCAGGAAGCAAACGAUUGGGAUGUCUUCAAGACUCCUGUCAUUACUGUUCUUCCGAAGCCAACUGCUUAA
This is a messenger RNA of Colletotrichum truncatum, 2694 nucleotides long. Its product is annotated as serine endopeptidase. Gene Ontology annotation, molecular function: serine-type endopeptidase activity. The record is from RefSeq and is a predicted model, not a curated record. Gene Ontology annotation, cellular component: cell wall; membrane. Lineage: Eukaryota; Fungi; Ascomycota; Sordariomycetes; Glomerellales; Glomerellaceae. Gene Ontology annotation, biological process: proteolysis.